UAUUUGCUGCCUGGCUUGGUAGUAAUAUUACCGCAACGUCUAACUUGUGAAUGCAUAUUACACCUUGGCGCAACAGAGGGAGGUGUCAUGAUCACUUGGAGAGUUACUGCCGAGCUCUGGUAGUAAACUAUUAAAAAAGAAAGUAAACGCGAGCUGCAAGUUUUGCUUUAGCAAACAGAGUCAGUCGAGAUGAUAAACUAGAGAGAUGCCGUGCUCCAGGAGCAUUUCUCCAUUAGACCUGGAGCUCAGAUCACCAGAGACUGCACCGGGACUGUGGAGGACAGACACCUUUAGGAGCGGCUUGUUGAAAAAACUCGACGAGUGCGGUUUUGAUUGCAAUAAAAAGCAAAUUAUGUUCGAGAUAAUUGGAAGUCUCUGCCAGCGCAGAGACUGUCCCCAUUCCCCCUUUAUACUGCCAUGGCGUAAUCUUUUGUAAAAUGGACACGAUUGUGACAUUAGUAGGAAUGAAGGCCUUGCAAGUCGGGGUUGGUGGUAUAUUUUAACUAGUGUGUGUGUGUGUGUGUGUGUGUGUACAUGAUUAUAAUUUAAAGUAAGGUAGUAGAAUGUUUACCUUUUGUUCAUAUUCUUACCUUGAUAUUUUCGAUUAUUGCCAAGUUUGUUUGUUUUUUUACAUGAUAUUAUGACCCAAACGAAUAAAAAAUGCUAUUUAUGUUUCGUGCAGUUUUUUAUGUUGGAGUUAAAGGGACGAUUUUCUUUCUCUGGACUGCUUAUUUUAUGUUAAACCAGUAAAAAGCUGAAUUCCUCAUUAAAUAAGAUCAUUUUUAAAGCCUAAAGACGUGAAAAUCAACUCUAAGCUUUGUUUGGAUGGCUGAUGGACACAGAACUGAAAGCAGCCGCUUGGUUUCUUUCUUCUGCCUGCAGAGAAAACCCAAAGUGUGUCUUCUCUGAUCAAUGCACGUGAAAAAGUUUUCCUCUGCGCGGAACAACUCCGCUUCAUCACCUUCCUCAUCGCCUGCGUCGCUCCUCGGGUGAAUCAAGCUCCUCUGCUUCUCGGAGGGCGCAGGCUAAGUUUUCCUGGCGUCCUAUCUUGAAGGAUCUCCGUACUGCUCUAACUAGGCACUUGACCUCCCUCGGCGCGCUCCUACGAGUCCCCGAGUGACGCAAAAAAGUGGGCUGGCGAAGCGCUAAGAGCAGUAGUUUAGGGCUAUCGGUGCACACCGAAACAUCACUACUUAAGCUGGCUUGAUUUAGAAAGCCCACAGGUAGAGCUGUCUCUCUCUCUCUUUCAGAGUCGGAUGUGAUAUCAGUUUUGGCGCAGACAGCGGCAUGUGUGCGGAUGUAUCUCACAGCAAGUCUUCUCCCAACCUGUAGCAAACUCCGGUCUGGAAGUUGUGCGCUUGAUGAAACUUUUUUCUUCCUCUUUUCUGAAUGAGCGUCUCACCGCUGGCUGCCACAUCUGGACUCAGGCUGCCGGAGCUGUCAGGUCCACUUUUCCCCGGAACUUAAACUGACCCAAAUACACUUUUUUUUAUUCCUUUUUAAUUCUUUUUUCUUUCUUUUUUUUUUUUUUUUUUUUUUUUUGUUCUUCAUAAUCUCUAAACUUGGGGUCGCCGCAUUGGAAUUAGUUUCAAUGAACACCUCCUCCGUAAAAAUUUAAAAUCUCUAUUUAUUUAUUAAUAUUUUUAAAUACGACACGCAAGAAUGGAACGCUUAGUCCUGAGACUGACACAUGUCUUGGUUGUUUUCGGUCUUUUGGAUAAAAGGGUGGAUUCCAAUGAAAUCCUGGGCCUGAAGCUCCCCAACAUUGAACCCAUCCUGAACGCCAACACAGUGUGUUUAACACUGCCGGGGUUGACGCGGCGCCAGCUGGAAGUGUGCAUGCGUAACCCAGAUGUGACGGCGUCAGCAAUCCAGGGAAUUCAGAUUGCCAUCCACGAGUGCCAGUAUCAGUUCAGGGGGCAUCGCUGGAACUGCUCCAGCCUUGAGACGAGAAACAAAAUUCCCUACGACAGCAUAGUGUUUAAAAGAGGUUUUAGAGAGAGUGCCUUUGCGUACGCCAUUGCAGCAGCUGGUGUGGUGCACGCAGUGGCCAAUGCCUGCUCCAUGGGCAAGCUGAAAGCAUGCGGUUGUGACGAGAAGCGGCGCGGGGAUGAGGAGGCCUUUCGCAUCAAGCUUAACCGCUUGCAGCUGGAGGCGAUCCACAGAGGGAAGGGAAUGGUCCAUGGUGUGAUGGAACACUUCCCUGCCGACAUGCCGGGACUGUCCCAGGACUCCUGGGAGUGGGGUGGCUGCAGCCCCGAUGUGGAAUUUGGAGAAAAGUUCUCACGGGACUUCCUGGAUGCUCGCGAAACCUACAGAGACAUCCAUGCUCGAAUGAGGUUACAUAAUAAUAAAGUUGGGAGGCAGGUCGUGCUUGACAACAUGAAGCGGAAGUGUAAGUGCCAUGGGACAUCAGGGAGCUGCCAGCUGAAGACUUGCUGGCAGGUCACUCCAGAAUUCCGAGUCGUGGGCUCGAUUUUGAAAGAGCGCUUCCAUGUGGCCACACUUAUCAAGGCUCACAACAGGAACACCGGACAGCUGGACCACUCUCAAAACAAUAACCACAAUCAUCACAACCAUCAUCAUCAGCACAGCCACUACAACCACAACCACCACACACAUCGGCGGAGGCCGAGCGUCAACGAACUGGUGUAUUUUGAAAAAUCGCCUGACUUUUGCGAGCGGGAUCUGGGCUCGGACUCGGCAGGUACGCAGGGUCGGAUAUGCAACAAAACCAGCCCCGGCAUGGACAAUUGUGAAAGUCUGUGCUGUGGGAGGGGCCACAAUAUUCUCCAGCAAACACGGAGCGAACGUUGCAACUGCAAGUUUCACUGGUGCUGCUACGUGGUCUGUGAAGAGUGCAGGAUAACAGAGUGGGUCAGUGUAUGCAAAUGAAGAAAAACACCCAAAUCUAUAAAAAGAAAAGAGAAAAACAGACUGAUUUGAUCCAAACUCUUACUUUAAAAGGGGGAAAGACUGUAAAAUAAAUGCCCCGAUCGUUUUAUUUUGCAGUUGACUGCAGAGAAGUUGUGCAAGGAUGGAACGUGAAGCAGUCAAACUUGCAAAAGAAAAGAAAAGAAACUACUUCUUGAUUGUUGGUAGUAAGUGUUCACAUGCAGGAUACAUCUAAAGGUGGCACAAGUCAGGGAGAAAGAAUGCAUACUGCUUCAUUCUUAAAAUAAAAGGUUUACAACUUUAAUGAAUCAGACUGCAAAGCAGAAAUAACAAAAUAUACAAUAAGAUCUUUUUGACACAUAAAAGUCAGAUUUGUUAGUUACUCACUCAAAAGUUUUUCCUGAACACCCGUCUCUGACUUCCAGUGUAGAGUGCAUUUUAGUUUGUGCUCUACAUAAACACACAAACUUAGAUGUUCCCACAAGAGUCCACCUAAAGCAACAACGUGUUUGAGCACUCACACAUUUUGUGCCUUGCUGAAGGACAACUAGGACAAUCUAUUUAUAGCAACUGUCAUGUUGCACAUACAAGACAGCAGGUUAAGCUGAUGCAAAUGUUCCAUAAUAAUGUAAUAAAGUGUGACACUGCUUUCAAAUUGUGACAUCCUCUUAAUAACAGAAAUGCUCAGUUUGGAAGUAAAAGCUGCCACGCUGAAAUCUAUUCAGUCAAAAGUCUGAUCAGAACAGUUGCUGCUGUUUCCUUACAUUGGAAAUCGAUGUGGAAAAACGAUUAAAAGCAACUUUUUAAAACGUUACAUCUGUGCACCAGAGCAGCCAUCUUGUGGAUCCACUUGAGUAUGAAAAAUCACAAAGACAAGAAGUUUGUGUCACUGUUUCUACACAUGCACGCAACAAAAGGAAAGAUAUGUGAACCUGCGUUCAUUCAUCCAAAACGUGCCACGUGUGGUCUGUGUGAUGUGUUCCGUGGUGAGUGUCAUUGUGCACGGUGGAUUCAACGAGCACUCUUCAUCUUCAACAUGAUCUGAAUAGCACUGUAAAUACAAAUGAGUAAUGAUGCACAAAUGCCAUCAAUAACGUUUAAGAGCCUCAGGAAACUGAGCGCACAUGAAUGAGCUCCAGUUGCACACUAUAAACAUCCGUAUAUGACAUCAAUCAAAGUGUUUCCUGUUUUGUGAUGCAUGUCCUGUGUGCAACACUGUAAGCUCCUUGUUAUAUAUCCACUUACCGUCUUUCCACAUCACCAACAGCCAAAACCUGGUGUCAACUUCCAACUAUAUAAGUAAUACUGCUUAUGUACUUUUAUGGGACCUUAUGUUGUCUCAAGAUACUUGUAUGAGUAAAGCUUCUUAUCAGAUGGUGUAAUUUAUUUUGAGCAAAUGCUUCUGUGUUGAAAACAGAAAAAAAUAUUCUGAGAUUAUGUCUCAAAUGCAACAGAUUGUGUUUUCUUUAUUCUGAUGAGUAGUUUGCACAUACUAAUCUGUGUCCAGGAAAACUCUGGGAAGUUAUCUUCAACAUGCAUUUUUUUAAGUGUUAAUUGUAAUGUGUGUUUGUGUGUAUUUUUGUGUUUUAUUGUGGAUAUUAUCUAAGUUAUUUUUUAUUUUUGUGGAUAACUUAAUAUUUGUAAAACAAUAAAUACAGAUGUGUUCAUGAAAAUAGCUUUUGUGUGAUCAUGCCAACAUUGCACUUGGUGCAUACUUUUUUAAAGACCAAAUUCACUCUGAAAUGGUCUCUGGUUUAAAUGAUUGCCUUGUGAGUCAAUCACUGCGGGGAUACAAGCUCUGGCGCAACUGUUUGAGGAACUAGAAGUGAGCCAGAGCAGAAGUGAACAGAAAACAGCAGGUUUUGGAGUCUUAUUUCCGGAUAUUUGCACGUUGCCUCUGACUGGCAAACAGCAACGUGACUCUACCACUAACUUUCUUUUGCUUUGCAACGUUGUUUUAUCUCCACAAAUAACACCAACCUGAAGAAGUUCUGCCAUGUUGUGGAAUUGCUAAUGCUAACGUUUAGCUUCUCCUAGUCGAGAUGUGCUCUGAUCUCUCCUGGACUCUAAAUAAGAACAGCCUUCUUCAUCACAAGUCAAGAUGGUUGAAACCAUGAAUGCUAUUUAGACAAUGUGACAUGCAAUAGUCACUGUCUUUGCUUAUCAGAUAAUGUUCUUGUCUGUUUUCUAUUGGUGGCUAAUAAGAAAAUAGGGAUAGACGAUUUUCACAUUUAGCCUGGAUGUUAAACUCACACUGAUCAAUCAUAUUUCAAAAAGAACAAGUAACAAACGGUUUCUCAUUUAAUUUGGCCACUAAGUAUUGCACCAGUAACUUUAAAAUCAUUUCUUUUGCAAGAUCCUCAAGGUGCAAUGAGUCCACUCGGAACAUUUUAAUCUUAAGUCUUGAGAACCUUAAACGAUAUUAACAGACGUCAACAUUAUUAAAGGGGAACAAGGUAGUUUUGGCUUGCUUUUAGCACCCCCUAGUGUCUGUUUGUAGAACCAUAAGCAAAACCUAUCGCUACACUAUGCGUUCGUCUUCAACACCUUAAUCUAACAGCUGAAAUGUCUCCCCAGCCUUCCUUAAUGUCUACAGGAGUGAUUCAUUACUAAAUUCAACAAAUCAGCUGUUCAUGAUCUAAAACAGUGUUUCUCAACCCUGGUCCUCAGUGACCCCUGUCCUGCAUGUUUUCCAUGUCUCUGCUACAGCAUACCUGGUUCACAUAUUUGCAUUGCCUCCUUAGGAGGACAUCAAGUGUCAUGUUGGGAAUAUGUUUAACCCAGGACAUGAAAGAAUCACAAGCGGAGACGAGGGUGAGUAAAUUACAAAUAAUAUUUAUUUAAGAACGAAUAGUUAACAUAAAGCGCUGCUCCAAACGAGAACAGGAGGGACCAAGAUCUAGAACGAAAGAAGACUGGGAUUAAAAUCACAAAAAACAAACCCUGGAACCAGAGAACCAGAACAGGAAUGGUUUGGAGAGUUUCUCUUACUGGGAACGUUCAAAUCUUUGUUGAGGUUGGGCUGGGUAGUUGAAGCCAAGAGGGGACAGACAGGACACAGAGGAUGAGGAUCCAGGCUGAGAUGAGUGAACAGGUUGUGUGGCAGAUAGUGAGGCAGGUAUUGCUGCAGAUCCGGAGGAUGUUGGUAGGCAGACUGGGAAACGGGUAGGAUGACAGGUGAGCGGCGGAGAGCAAGGAGAGCGAGGAGACCAAGGGACAGUGAGCGACAUGAUGUAGAAUAACAACUCCAGGCAGUGGUGAGUAAUCCCAAGAUGCGAGUAUCAACCGGCACUGGAGUUGUGUCACACUGCUCCUUAAGUAUCCCUGGUCCUCUGAUCAGGGAGAUCAGGAGCAGCUGGCUCUCCGACACGCCCACCUGAAACACAAAAAACUGGAACAACUGCUGUGCAUUACGUGAGAUGAUUUGUGAGCAGGGCAGAUUGUGACAUCAAGUGCUGCAGAAGCCUGUUAAUCGCUCAUUCAUUUAAGUCAGGUGUGUGGCAACAGAGAACAAUGCUGUUGGACACGGCAACAUAGAAAGCAUGCGGGACGGGGGCGCUGAGGACCAGGGUUGAGAAACACUGAGCAGGAACCAUGCUGGAACAAGACUGCAGUGCCUGGUAUGUCAGCUCAGUGAUCCGGUCCAGUUUCUUUCACCUGAGACGCCUUGCAAAUAUCAAGCCUAUGCUGUCGAGAGCCCACCUGGAGCGGGUACUGCAUGCCUUUGUUAUUUCUAGGCUUGAUUACUGCAACUCUCUUUAUUCAGGGUUGUGUCAGUCAUCACUGCGUCGCCUACAGGUUGUGCAGAACAGCGCAGCAAGGUUCCUGACUGGGACCAAGAAACGGGACCACAUCAGUCCGGUUCUGGCCUCCCUGCACUGGCUUCCGGUUUGCUAUCGUGCACAAUUCAAAAUCCUCGUCUUUGUUUAUCAUUUCUUCCAGGGUGGUGCUCCCCCCUAUCUGGCCACUCUCCUGAACAGACAUUCCCCAUCACGCGCUCUGCGCUCCUCUGACCAAGGCCUGCUCGCUGUCCCUCGUUCUAGGUGUCGUACUCGCGGGGACCGGGCUUUCUCAGUCCUAGCACCGUCACUUUGGAACCAGUUGCCACCCUCAGUUAGGCUGUCCCCAUCUCUGCCAGCCUUUAAGAGUCGCCUAA
Nothobranchius furzeri (turquoise killifish) is the source of this 7051-nucleotide messenger RNA. It is a transcript of the gene wnt10a, whose product is annotated as wingless-type MMTV integration site family, member 10a. NCBI's taxonomy places the organism in Eukaryota, Metazoa, Chordata, Actinopteri, Cyprinodontiformes, Nothobranchiidae. Gene Ontology annotation, cellular component: extracellular region. Gene Ontology annotation, molecular function: frizzled binding; cytokine activity. The record is from RefSeq and is a predicted model, not a curated record. Gene Ontology annotation, biological process: canonical Wnt signaling pathway; cell fate commitment; multicellular organism development.